Molecule: messenger RNA, 1797 nt
Organism: Cuscuta europaea
Lineage: Eukaryota; Viridiplantae; Streptophyta; Magnoliopsida; Solanales; Convolvulaceae
Source: the annotation of a GenBank genome assembly
UAUGGAAACUCAACCUCGCUCUGAUACCACUUAUUGGGAUUGGAAAAUUCUUCUAUUCAAUAUCAAGAACAGAAUUACAAUAGGAGGAGCAAACUCUCACACUCAACUAUUACAAAAAACCAAUCCUCACCAAUACACUUCUACACUAAGUGUAUUUCACUCUUCACACACUUUUCUCACUUUCUAAACUGAUAUUAUGAACAACAAUGAAGCACACUAUGUAUAGAGCUGGUUUGGAGACAUGAGGAAGUUGCAUCCAAGCUUCCUAGUUAUCUCCAUAUCUUCUCCCACACCUAUUUGUUGGAGAGCUCUUUCCAAGAAGGUGCCUCCACGUUAAGAUGUCUCUCGCCAACUUCCAAGAAAGAAGGUGGAAGAUACCUACGGUAAUUACUCCCCUUCCUUAGAUACUACCAUUAUUCUUGUAUAAAUUGUGGUAAUACAAAGAUUUCCUCUCAAGGGAUUUUGUUCAAUCUCCUAUAUGGUACUACCUCCGUCCCUUAAAACUUUGUCAAAGUUGACCGGCACGGAGAAUAAUAAAGUAAAAACUGUGUGGUUGAGAUUUGUGCAGAGGAGAGAGAAAAAACAAAAACCACAAAAUAGUUGAUUAAAAGAGAAAGUGUCAAAGUUUUUUGGGACAUCCUAAAAAGGAAAGAUGACAAAGUUUUAAGGGACGGAGGGAGUAUCAGACUAGGUCGAUACUACUCCCUUUCCGCCAUGGCUGGUGAAUCCUCCACGCCAAGAGCAACCAUUCAUCCUGCCCUCACCAUUAACAACAUUAAAACUCACAUCCCAAUCACACUUGAUCUCAAGGAAGAUGAAUACUCAUCCUGGGUUUUCCUGUUUGAGCUUCUUCACCUUGAGGCACAAAACCUCAUGUUUCUCAUAAACCAGGAUCCUGCUCCGAGCACCAUAGAUGUACCCACCGCAAACAGCUUGAUGCAUUGGUUCGACAGUGGAUGUUCUCCACCAUGUCAAAGGACUUGAUGCUCAUAGUUCUCAAAUAUGGGAAAACUGCCAGGGAUUUUUGGGAGCACCUCAAAACUCUGUUCCAGGACAAUAAAGGGACUCGUGCAGCAACUCUGGAGUAAAUUUGUCAAUCUCAAGUUCACUGAUUGUUCCGACGUUGACGAUUACUGUGAUAAGCUCAAAGCUAUCUCCGACAAACUCCAGGAUCUCAAGUUUCCCAUGGAUGACAAGCGGUUAGUCAUACAGCUCGUCAAUGGCCUCCCUCCAGAAUAUGAUACUGUAGCUGCGCUCAUCUCACAGACCAAUGAGACCAUUCCAUCUUUUGAGGCGGCUCGGUCACAGCUCCGUACAGAGGAACAACGCCGGGUUCACCAGUCUUCUGCCGCUCCGCCCACUGCCUUGGCAUCUCAAGAACCUGCUGUCCCUGCUGCUUUCACCGCUCCAUCACAAAAUCAGGCUCCCACUCCUGCUUUCACCGCUCGCCAAGCUCCGCUGCGUUUCUCGAAUCCCAUAGGAGGACGUCACAAUCGCUCGAACGGUCGCCACCCAUCUGGAUCUACUCCAGCCGGCACCUUCGGUUCUGGUCUCCCGUCGCCUCCUGCGGUUGCUCUAGUUGCUGCUCCUCUGAUUUCCGGCUAUCCAUGGCACCCUUACUGGGCCGUUCCGCCUUGCCCCUAUCCUACGGCGGCGGCACCCUUCUGGUCGGGACCUUCUGCUCCAGUCUCUCGCCCGCAGAUUUCGUCGAAGGGGAAGGCUUCACACUUGUCAAAUACGAGCCAGGCCCUUAUUACCCCAACCACUGAAUUUUUAAAGCCCGAAGAUAUAGUAGAG